Messenger RNA from Cervus elaphus (red deer), 3731 nucleotides. RefSeq names its product intracisternal A particle-promoted polypeptide (gene IPP). The coding region runs from base 199 to 1953 and encodes 584 amino acids. Gene Ontology annotation, molecular function: actin binding. NCBI's taxonomy places the organism in Eukaryota, Metazoa, Chordata, Mammalia, Artiodactyla, Cervidae. The record is from RefSeq and is a predicted model, not a curated record. The transcript has 9 exons.
CCCAGACCCGGCCUUGCCUCCGGCACCCGGCCGCGGACCGCACUGCCUAGUCACCCCGCCGGGCUUUCCCCGCCCAUUCUGCGCGCUAGCAGAUCGCGGCUGCGCGCGCAGAGCCUGAGCGGGCGCCGGCGGGAAGGGGAAGCGGCGGGGUAGGACCAGAUUAUGGGCAAUAGUCCUUUUAAUUGAUCUGUCAUCAUCAUGGCUAAUGAGGGCUGUGCCAAGGCUGGUGAUAGUCAUUUUUCAUUAGAUAAACAUGCUCAACUCAUCUUGGCUCAGAUCAAUAAAAUGAGGAAUGGACAGCAUUUCUGUGAUGUGGAGCUGCAAGUUGGGAAGGAAACUUUUAAAGUUCAUCGGCUGGUUUUGGCUGCCAGUAGUCCUUACUUUGCAGCUUUGUUCACUGGAGGAAUGAAAGAGUCCUCAAAAGAUGUUGUACAGAUUCUAGGAAUUGAAGCUGGAAUCUUUCAAAUACUUUUAGAUUUCAUUUACACAGGUAUAGUGAACAUAGGCGUGAAUAAUGUCCAGGAGUUGAUUGUUGCAGCAGACAUGCUACAGUUGACUGAAGUUGUUAAUCUUUGCUGUGAAUUUCUGAAAGGACAAAUUGAUCCGCUGAACUGCAUUGGGAUCUUUCAGUUCUCUGAGCAGAUUGCCUGCCAUGAUCUUCUGGAAUUUACAGAAAACUACAUUCAUGUCCAUUUCUUGGAGGUUCAUAGUGGGGAAGAGUUCCUGGCGCUUACAAAAGAUCAGCUGAUCAAAAUUUUGCGAAGUGAAGAGCUUAGCAUUGAGGAUGAAUACCAGGUCUUCUUAGCUGCAAUGCAGUGGAUACUGAAAGAUCUGGGAAAAAGAAGAAAACAUGUGGUGGAAGUGCUGGACCCAAUUCGAUUCCCUUUAUUACCUCCUCAGAGACUUUUAAAGUACAUAGAAGGAAUAUCUGAUUUUAAUCUUCGUGUUGCAUUGCAAACGCUUUUGAAAGAGUACUGUGAGGUGUGCAAAUCUCCCAAAGAGAACAAAUUUUGUAGUUUUCUGCAGACAUCUAAGGUUCGACCUCGGAAGAAAGCAAGAAAGUACUUGUAUGCAGUAGGUGGAUAUACUCGAUUGCAGGGCGGUCGUUGGAGUGAUAGCAGAGCCCUCAGUUGUGUAGAACGUUUUGACACCUUUAGCCAGUACUGGACCACUGUGUCUUCACUUCAUCAGGCUCGAUGUGGACUUGGAGUAGCAGUUCUGGGAGGAAUGGUCUACGCAAUUGGAGGUGAAAAGGAUUCAAUGAUUUUUGACUGUACUGAAUGUUAUGAUCCAGUUACUAAACAGUGGACGACUGUAGCUUCAAUGAAUCACCCACGCUGUGGCUUGGGAGUGUGUGUAUGUUAUGGGGCUAUCUAUGCUUUGGGUGGUUGGAUUGGAGCUGAGAUAGGGAACACUGUUGAACGAUUUGAUCCAGAUGAAAACAAAUGGGAAGUAGUUGGCAACAUGGCUGUGUCACGGUACUACUUUGGGUGUUGUGAAAUGCAAGGUUUAAUUUAUGUGGUUGGGGGCAUCAGCAAUGAAGGCAUAGAGCUUCGUUCUUUUGAAGUUUAUGAUCCACUUUCCAAGCGAUGGUCUCCACUUCCUCCAAUGGGAACUAGAAGAGCAUAUCUUGGGGUUGCUGCACUCAAUGAUUGCAUCUACGCUGUUGGAGGGUGGAAUGAGACACAGGAUGCUCUUCACACUGUAGAAAAAUAUUCCUUUGAAGAGGAAAAGUGGGUUGAAGUUGCCUCAAUGAAGGUGCCUAGAGCAGGCAUGUGUGUUGUGGCAGUCAACGGGCUUCUGUAUGUUUCUGGAGGUCGAUCUUCCAGCCAUGAUUUCUUGGCUCCAGGUACCUUGGACUCAGUUGAAGUUUAUAACCCUCAUUCAGAUACAUGGACAGAAAUUGGCAACAUGAUUACCAGUCGUUGUGAAGGAGGUGUUGCUGUACUAUGAAAUAGAAGCAUUAAGACAGCAAAAGAAACAUUUUGAAAAUGCAGGAUCUCACCUUUUGCAAAUCACACUCGUAUUUGGUUAUAGGACCCUUUCUGUUUUCUGUGAAUUUGGUAGAAAAAUGACUAAAGAAUUUUUUUUAAAAGAAUUUGAGUGAAAAGUGAUAGUGAAAUAUAUCCUAAAUUAAUAAAGAGUUCUCACAAAUUUGCCAAGCUGACCAAGAGAUGCUGUUUAUGCUCUAGAAUUGUCCAGUUAGGAGUAGAGUCCUAUUUGUAAAAAGAAUUUUCCAGAAGCUUCUUGGCAAAUAGUUCCUUUAGCGGCUUCUCCAGUUCAGUUUAAGCUAUAACAUGACCAUUGUGUGAUGUAAGAAUAUCAAAUGAGACAGUUUAAAGAUAUCUAAAAAAAAAAUUUUUUUAAAAAAUUAAAAAAAAAAAAUAAAGAUAUCUAUACAUUCAUGAUUCAGCUAAAAGCACAAUUUUCCAUGGCCAUAGUUUAACUUAUAGAGAAAAGCCAAUGAGACAACUUCCAACUUCUGUUUUAUUCCUAGUUUUCACUAACCCCAAACUUUUUAUUGGCAGCAGGUGUACUGGGAGGGACAUGUUGGAAAUAUCUAGCUAUUUAUAUAAAUUUUUGCCCGUUGAUAACAGCAUAAAAAAAGCUCUUGUUCACUUAUGCUUUUGUUUUGAUGCUGGAAUGCAAGUGAGAAAUUAAUAGGAGGUUCUUAGUGACAGUCCUUUAUUACAAUAAGAUGAUGUAUGGGUGAUGGAAGCCAGCUGGUUAUAUGCACCUUUUUCCAAAAAUAUGUUUAGCUUUGGGAAGAGGGAAUUUAUUAGAUUACCAAGCUUUAUGAAGCUUACUCAUACUUGGGCAAGCCUAAGUAUGAACUUAGUACAAAGCCGCUGCCUGGCUUGGAGAAGAUGGAAUUAUAGGUCCCUGCACAACUUUUUUUUUUUUUUUUUUCCUGUACAACUUUUUAUAUACACUAACUCAUAAAUGGAAAAGUUUCUGAUCCAAAACUGCUUCUCAAAACUUACUUUCUCGAAGAAGCAUUCUAAAGAAGUGUUCUCUAUUUCUGAGACAAAGAUUUUGUGUAUAUGAUCAUCACUUUUAUUUCUACUAGUCAGUUGGAGCCAUAUACAUUAAAGGUCUUAUACAUUUAGGUUUACUUAGCUGUUCCAGGAUUUGAUUUCUAUAUCCCUGAUUUCCCUUUUUCUUUAUGAAAGUCCUUUAGUAUAUUAUAGGCAUCAGUGGCUUAUUUAGAUAGAAAACCUUUGAUAAGCAUUAAAGACUCAGGUCCGAAAUAUUUGGAUUGAUCCACAAGGAUACUUUCCUUCACAACUUAACCAUAUGCAUAUUUUAAGAAAAGAUUAUGUAGUGCAGACAGAAAGCUCUGUUUUCCAUUCUUUUGGGUAUCCUGAAAGUCUGAAGGGUCACAGAUGGCUGACUGGGAUGUGUAAAAUGUCAAGGAAUGAAGUAUCAAGAUAAUGUAUAAAUUAAGCUGUAACUCAUGUGCCUUUAAUAUUUCUAGUUGAGAAUGUAUUCAAGAGAUUUACAAAUUUUCCUAUCAUUUAAUUUUCAUUACUGCCUGGUGCCAGCCUAAAAUGGCAGUUUGAAGGGAGGCAUUUUGUACUGCUAUGAUGGAAAUGUAGUCAAGACAAUCAGUGUUUGGGCUUAAAUAGAUCCAGACGAUGCCUGAAAAUGAGUCAUUGUAAAUAUGCUUAUUUCCUAAGAAAUGACAGAUUGUUUUAAAAGAAUGUACUAAUAAAGUGUCUUGAAUUUUU